AUGCGUAUUGCUCAUUUAGGGAAGAGAAAGUUUAGAUUUGUCAUUGGAACCUGCAGUAAGAAUUCGAAUAGAGAAGAGAUACAUGAGCAGUGGGAAACAUGUACUGUGAGUGCUUUCCUGGAUCAUGAACACUUUUGGGAAGAUUUGAAGGAAAUAUAUGACAAGGCUCCAACUAUGGUAGAUGGUCAUAUUGGUGCUGAUAGUUCUAGUCAUGAAGGGACUCAUGCAACACUUUCCAAUCCUCACACAUUCACUGAGGAGGAGUACACUCAGAUCAUAACCAUGUUGAGCAAAGAUACCAAAGAUAUUAAACAAGACCUCUUCAAUGGCAAAGUGAAGGGGAUUGAUAGACAAGAGGGUGGACUAUAUGUUCUUAAAGGUGGUUGGAUAGGAAAUACUAAUCAGUCAAGAUCAAACACCUACAAAUUUAUUUUAGAAGUCGCAACUUCCAGUUGCAGUUUAUGGCACCAAACACUUGGACACCCUACUUCUCAGGUUCUCAAAUGUUUAGACAUUAUGAAGAAUCCUAGUGAUGUAAAUAUGUUGAAUAAAUGUACUUUGAUGUUUUCCAAGGAUCCCAAGCUGUCAUAUCUUAGGGUAUUUGGAUGCUUAUGCUAUGUCACUAUCCUCCCAAGAGGUGAUAAGUUCACAGAACGGGCCAAAUCUGCAGUCUUGGUGGGAUAUUCAGAGUCUCAAAAGGGAUAUUUGUUGCUGGAUAUCACCUCAAAGAAACUAUUAGUUAGUAAAGAUAUUGUGUUUCAUGAAGAUACAUUUGCUUUUGAUUCCUCACCAUCACAAAACACACAAGCUUCCUUAUAUAAAGAAGAUAACACUGAAUUCUUGAUCCCCACAGAUGAAGAAAUAUUUCAUGAAAAAACUACUGAGAGUGUUACUGAAGAAGCUCCAAUUAAAGAGAAUAGAAUUUUUGAUGCUGCAGUACUUGAUGCAGCUUCCCCUAGCACCAACCAUAAAGAAACAUGUCAAUAUAAAGGUUCCCUACAUCAACCUUCUUCCAGUAGACCAACAAGAAUAAGCAAAACACCAGUGUAA
This is a messenger RNA of Capsicum annuum, 1050 nucleotides long. RefSeq lists its product as uncharacterized. Lineage: Eukaryota; Viridiplantae; Streptophyta; Magnoliopsida; Solanales; Solanaceae. The coding region runs from base 1 to 1050 and encodes 349 amino acids. The transcript is spliced from 5 exons. The record is from RefSeq and is a predicted model, not a curated record.